AGAUUCAUAUCAUUUUUGAAAUGUUCACCUUUCGCAAUCUAACAUUGCUUAAAGUAUUUUUUUUCCUUCCUGGUAGAGUCACUUUAAUAUAGUGUAACUGCGUGUAAGAUUAUGAUUUAAAUUGGCAAAACCAAACAAAAUGACGACGAACAUUCACAUUACCCAGUGUCUCGUAAUUAUGAGUAUUAUCUGCAAUCAUGUUUUAACAGAUGAUUCAACCCUAAAAUUGAUAAACAUGGUUUUUCGCCAUGGAGAUCGAACUCUAGAAUUCCCAUAUGAAUCGUACCCAAAUGAUCCUUAUAGAAAUUAUAUACCGGAUCCACCAGGAAAUGGAAUAUUAACGAAAAGUGGCGAAUUAAGAGAAUAUAAUCUAGGUAAAUUUCUUCGUAGCAGAUAUGAUAAUUUUUUGGAACCUAAUUACGUUCCUGGAUCUGUUAAAGCUCAAAGUUCAGAUGUGAAUCGAACCAAAGAAUCUCUAAAAUUGGUUCUAAAGGCUUUGUAUCCAGAUGCUAUAAUACCUACAACAUUUCAAUUGAAAAUAAAGGAUUCAUUAUUUUUCCCACAAUUAUGUCCCGGGUACGCUAUAGAAUAUUUAAAAGUAAAGGGAAAGUCAGACGUGAAAGAAGAGAUGGCGAGGUUGGAACCUUUUAAAAAAAAUCUGUCUAAAUGGACAGGCAAAAAAAUUAAUUCGGCACGUGAUAUGUUCUUUAUUUACACAACUCUAGAUGUUGAAAAACACAUGAAUCUUACAUUGCCAUCUUGGACCAAGGAUAUUUAUCCAGAUGGCGACCUGUUAAAUGCAACUCUUCUUCAAUAUAAGAUAAUGAAUUAUAACGAAAAAAUGAGAAGGCGAAAUGGAGGAAUGUUUAUCCGCAAGUUUAAAGAAGACAUGUUAUCUGUUAAGGAUGGUUCAAUGGAUACAAACCGAAAAAUAAAUUUAUAUAGCGGUCAUGAUGUCAACAUUGCAGCAGUUCUAAAAGCUCUUGAUAUUUACUAUCCACAUUUCCCAAAAUUUUCUUCUGCUGUAAUUCUUGAAUUACAUUUUAUAGAAAAAGAUUUUUAUCUCAAGGUGUUCUAUUACUUGGGAAUACCAGCAGAGUUAAAAGAGUUACAAAUUCCGGGAUGCGAAAGCUUGUGUCCAUUAGAUCAAUUUCUUAUUCUAAUGAAAAAUGUAAUACCGACUGGUUUUGAUUUAGUAUGCAGCAAAGUUCGAGCUUUUUUAGUACAAAUUAAUAAGACCGAAAAAAUGUUACCAAAUUUAUGGGUCCUAGGCCUUACAUUUAUAACUAUUGUAUACCAUCCUGUUUUGACUGAUGAUCUAACACUUAAGUUGGUCAUUGUGGUUGCUCGUAAUGGAGAUCGACAACCAGAUUCCACACAUGAAGGUUAUCCAAAUGAUCCUUAUAAAAAUCUAAACUUUGAUGGACAAUUAACAGAGAGUGGCAGAAAAAGGGAAGAAUAUUUUGGUCAAUUUCUUCGUGAAAUAUACGAUGCUUUCUUGGGACCAUACUUCCCCGGAUCUGUCGACGCCAGAAGCACAUUCGAGAAUCGUUCAAAAGAAUCUUUAAACUUUAUUUUAAAGGGUUUAUUUCCGGAAACGGCGAUACCUACAAAAUUUGAUACUAAAUUCAAAGACACCCUGCUUUUCCCACAAAUAUGUCCCGAAUACGAAGCAGAUUAUUUGCUAGCAAAGCAAAACGCUGCAAUGAAGAAAGAGCUGGAACAACUAGAAGAUUUCAUGACAGAACUAAGCACAUGGACAGGUAAAAAGAUAGAAUCCGCGCUUGAUAUAUACUACCUUUACUCGACUUUGGAAGCUCAAGAAUUUAUGAAUCUUAAACUACCAUCAUGGACUGAAGGUGUCUAUCCAGAAGGAGAUCUUUUAAAAGGAACCGUUCUUGAAUUUAUGAUACAGAAUUAUGGCAAAUCGAUGAUAAGACGAAAUGGGGGUUGGUUGCUCAGACAAAUGAUAGAAGAUAUGAAUUCUGUCAGAAAUAAUACAAUGGAUCCAAACAGAAAACUAAUAGUGUACGCUGUUCAUAAUUCUAACAUUGUAGCCAUUCUGAAGGCUUUAGAGCUAUUCUAUCCUCAUGUACCCAAAUUUUCGAGUGCUAUAAUUGUAGAGCUACAUCUUAUAGAGGAAGUUUAUUACAUAAAGCUUCUUUAUUACUUGGGCGUGCCAGCGGAGAUAAAAAAAUUACAAGUUCCUGGAUGUGACUAUUUCUGUUCAUUAGACAAAUUUUCCAAAAUAAUGGAUGAUGUUAUUCCAUCUGGCAUUCGCUUGGCAUGCGAAAAAAUUCGAAAUACAUUUGGUGGUUAAUAAUUUUGCAAAAGCAAUUUCUGGUAACGUGGGAACAUUCAAAAUAAUAUUCUUCUUAUAAAUUAUAAUUAAGAUCUUCAACAAUAAAUUAUUUCAAAUCGUUUUCAAAAAUAUGAAAAAAGUCAAGACUGUUUUCAAUGUAUGUAGUUUCAAGAUGCAGUGAUUCAUGUUGUAUUUAAAUAAAGAGACAUAUUAAAAUUAUUAUAAAAAA
Messenger RNA from Belonocnema kinseyi, 2531 nucleotides. RefSeq lists its product as uncharacterized. Gene Ontology annotation, molecular function: phosphatase activity. Gene Ontology annotation, biological process: dephosphorylation. The transcript has 13 exons. The coding region runs from base 140 to 2320 and encodes 726 amino acids. Lineage: Eukaryota; Metazoa; Arthropoda; Insecta; Hymenoptera; Cynipidae. The record is from RefSeq and is a predicted model, not a curated record.